Molecule: messenger RNA, 3030 nt
Organism: Neoarius graeffei (lesser salmon catfish)
Lineage: Eukaryota; Metazoa; Chordata; Actinopteri; Siluriformes; Ariidae
Gene: adamts15b
Product: A disintegrin and metalloproteinase with thrombospondin motifs 15
Exons: 8
Coding region: 1-2799 (932 amino acids)
Biological process (GO): proteolysis; extracellular matrix organization
Cellular component (GO): extracellular matrix
Molecular function (GO): metalloendopeptidase activity
Source: RefSeq, a predicted model, not a curated record
AUGUUCGUUCGGUUGGUGUAUCAUUUUUUAACCCCCCUGCUGAUCACCAAUUUACACAUGUGCCUCGAAAUCGAUUUUUGUGAACUUGUGCAAUUCUCCAAUGCCCCCAGUCAGAAGGAGGGGAUAAGAACGGAUACCAGCAUGGUUUUUGAAAUAAACGCUUUUAAGCAGGUCUUCCAUCUGAAUAUCAUACCGGACUCUAGUUUUCUGGCACCUGAUGUCGCAUAUGAGAAACAUCCAGCAGAAGUAUCCUCAUCUCUGCACCGCUGCUUCUAUUCCGGGGAUGUGAACUCGGACCCUUCCUCCUCCGCGGCUCUCAGUGUGUGUGGAGGAGUGCGCGGCGCGUUUUCUUAUAACGGUAUGGAAUACGAUUUCCACGUUAGAGGGAAUGAGACAGUUGAUGGAUUUCCCUUAAGCGCUGGAAAGACGCACGUUAUACGCCGCCGCACUUCACAUAAUGAUGUCACUUCAAGAUGCGGAGUGACAUCUGGAAUAAACCAAGGCACAGCAGGAUCAGUGCAUAUGUCCGGGCGCGUAAAGGCGCACGCACAAAUCCAAACUAAGGCUGUACUGAAAGGCAUAAACAGGGCCAAAAGGUUCGUUUCUCUGCCCAGGUAUGUGGAGGUGUUGAUUGUAGCUGACGAGUCCAUGGCCAAAUUCCAUGGGGACGACCUGAGACAUUACCUUUUGACUCUCAUGGCUGUUGCUGCCAAGCUGUACCGGCACCCCAGCAUCAUGAACCUCAUCAACAUUGUAGUAGUGGACAUGCUGGUGAUUUAUGAGCCUGAGGAAGGACCCAAGAUCUCCAGCAAUGCUGCUCUCACACUGCGCAACUUCUGCACCUGGCAGAGAAGGUUGAACAAGGUGAAUGACAAACACCCUGAGUACUGGGACACGGCUAUUCUGUUCACAAAGCAGGACUUGUGUGGGGCUACAACCUGUGACACUCUGGGCAUGGCUGAUGUUGGAACCAUGUGUGAUCCCGAAAGAAGCUGUUCAGUUAUUGAGGAUGAUGGCCUACCCUCAGCCUUCACCACAGCACAUGAAUUAGGCCAUGUCCUCAAUAUGCCACAUGACAGUGUGAAGGCCUGUGAGAUGUUUGGGAAACUCAGAGACAACCACAUGAUGUCCCCUACCCUCAUCCAGAUUGAUCACCACAACCCCUGGUCCAGCUGCAGUGCGGCUUUUGUGACCAACUUCCUGGAUGCCAGCUAUGGUGACUGUCUACUAGACAAGCCCCAGAAGCUGCUUGCGCUACCAGAUGAGCCCCCUGGAACUGCCUACAGCCUCAGUCGCCAAUGUGAGUUAGCUUUCGGCUCUGGGUCCAAGCCCUGCCCAUACAUGCAAGCCUGCUCAAAGCUGUGGUGUACAGGAAAGACCAGGGGACAGCUGGUAUGCCAGACUCGCCACUUCCCCUGGGCUGAUGGCACCAGCUGUGGCAACAACAGGAUAUGCUACAGGGGUGCUUGCACUAAUAAGAACGCCACCACUAAACUUACGGUGGAUGGACAGUGGGCUAAAUGGGGAGCAUAUGGAUCUUGCUCUCGAACAUGUGGAGGAGGAGUUCAGCUGGCAAAAAGGGAGUGCAGGAACCCUGUUCCAGAAAAUGGGGGCAAAUACUGCCAAGGCCUCCGUAUAAAAUAUCGCUCCUGCAAUCUGGAGCCAUGCAAAUAUUCAGGGAAAAGUUUUCGUGAGGAGCAAUGCGAGUCCUUCAAUAACUUCAGCCUCAACACAAAUAGACUUGGAUCCUCUGUGAUGUGGGUCCCUAAAUACUCCGGAGUUUCUCCAAAAGAUAGAUGCAAGCUUAUCUGCAGAGCCAGUGGCACAGGAUACUUUUACAUACUUGCUCCAAAGGUUGUGGAUGGAACGCUCUGCUCCCCAGAUACUUCAGCAGUCUGUGUUCAAGGGAAGUGCAUUAAAGCAGGUUGUGAUGGAAAGUUGAGCUCCAACUUAAAGUUUGACAAGUGUGGAGUGUGUGGCGGGAACAACCAGAACUGCCAGAAAUUCUCUGGAGUGUUCACCAAACCUGUACAUGGAUAUAACUUUAUAAUCACUCUACCAGUUGGAGCCUCAAAUAUAGACAUCAGGCAACGUGGUUACCGCGGUUUGGUAAAUGAUGACAACUACUUAGCCAUCAAGAACAUUCAUGGUCAGUAUCUUCUCAAUGGGAAUUACGUGGUAUCUACUGUUGGGCAACACAUCAUUGUAAAUGGCACAACACUAUGCUACAGUGGGACAUCCACAGCUGUGGAGAAGCUGCAGGCAAUGAGACCUCUCCAGGAGCCUCUGACAGUGGAGGUGCUGUCUGUGGGGAAAAUGACACCUCCCCGUGUGCGCUAUUCAUACUACCUGACCAAGAACAAGGAGGGGAAGAUUCUGAAGAAAGAUGAGAGGAAGUAUGUACAGAACAGCAUUCUGGUAGACACCAACAAGGCGCAACUAAAAAAGUUAGUCUAUCAGAAAACUUCCAGUAAAUGGGUUACCAGUGACUGGCAAGAAUGUUCUGUAAGCUGUGGCAAUGGCUUUCAGAAAAGACUUGUCCAGUGUCUGGACUCAAAUGGGAAAGCUACUGCAUACUGUGACAGCACUCAAAAGCCUAGUUCUCAGAAGGUGUGUAGUAACUCUUGCCCUAUGUGGAGAAUUGGUGAGUGGUCUGCUUGCUCAAAAAGCUGUGGGAAAGGUUUCAGGAGGCGGCCUCUACACUGUAUCACUCAAACCGGGCUACUCCUAACCAGAGACCACUGCUCAAGCAAGAAGAAGCCCCAAGAACUGGAUUUCUGUACUGUUCAAACCUGCUAGAGACUAGUUAAGACUUGCUAUAACUUCUUUAGGCAUUACAAACAUGGUCUAUAGAGCAGUUCUUUUCAGUCUAAAUAAACAUCCUUGAUUUAUUUUGCUGUCACUUGUGUGUCUCAUGGUACCUCACCUGUGUACUAUGAUUCAACGGGAGACAGUGACUGGUGAGACUGCAGGCACACAUGAUUGAAAACAUAACUUUAUCAUUUUUGUGAUGAUUUGAAGUUACGCAUA